GGCUGAAAUAAGAUUCAGCUUUCUAGAUUCUCUCAUAGAAUUCACUUCAUCCUCGUUUCUCUCCUUUUUCUUGCAUCUCAUACUGGUUCAGUCCACACGUUUUUCUUUUCCCAGUAGCCAUGGAAGAGCUAAUAAGAUCUUCAUCCUCCUCCUCAUCACUACUUUCAUUUUCCCAGGAGACUCCAUGUUCAACCCUACAACAGAAGCUUCAAUUCCUCGUCAAAAGCCAGCAAGGGGCAUGGGCAUACGCUAUACUUUGGCAGACAACGAACGACGACCAAGGUCGGUUGUUCUUGACUUGGGAAGAUGGUCAUUUUCAAGGAACCAAAGACACAUCUGCAAAACCAUCGACGCCCAACGACGUUCAAGCCUUGCAUAAUGAACGAAGAAAGGACAUGAAAGGACUCCAAGGCCUCAUCGGAGACAACCACGACCUCGACGCGUCGUUGAUCGGCGACACAGAUAUCACCCAUGUCGAAUGGUACUAUGUGAUGUCUCUGAGUCGAUCUUUCUCGGCCGGUGAUGGGGUUCUCGGCAAGGCUCUUAGCACUGGCUCUUUGGUUUGGUUAACCGGUGCUAUUGAGCAGCAAUUCAAUGAUUGUGAACGAGCUAGAGAAGCACAGUUGCAUGGCAUCGAAACACUCGUUUGUAUAUCGACUUCUUCUGGUGUUCUUGAGCUUGGAUCCCCGGAAAUCAUCAAUGAAAAUUGGGAACUAGUCCAGCAAGUUAAAUCCCUGUUCGGGUCCGAUCAAAAUCCAAAUCCUAGUUCAAAUCUAACCCCGAGUUCUAUCUCAGAGCAUUCAGAUUCAGAUUGUCCAUCACGUGCCAAGAAUAAAACAGAUACAGAGAAGAUAACUCCGAAGAAACGUGGAAGAAAACCGAUUGUCGGACAAGAGAAACCGUUGAACCACGUAGAAGCCGAGAAACAACGCCGUGAGAAGCUGAACAAAAGGUUUUAUGCGCUCCGAGCUGUAGUCCCGAACGUCUCACGCAUGGACAAAGCAUCGCUGUUGUCCGAUGCCGUCGCGUACAUCGGCGAGCUAAAGUCGAAAAUCCAGCACUUGGAAUCACGGCUUCACGAAAACUGCAAGAAAGUAAAGGUAGAAAUGUUCGAUUCCAUGGAUAACCAAAGCACCACCUCGUUCGAGCAACAAGCUAGGCCGAGGAGUUCAUCAGCCGCAGCCGGCGGGUGGCGUGACCUACAAGUCGAUAUCAAGAUCAUGGGAAACGAUGACGCGAUGAUUAGGGUUCAAUCGGAGAACACGAACCAUCCGGCCGCUAGGUUAAUGGCUGCACUUCGUGACUUGAAGUUUCAGGUCCAUCAUGCAAGCGUGUCGUGUGUCGACAAGCUCAUGCUCCAGGAUACCCUCGUCAAAACCCCCCAUGGAUUCAGAACCGAAGAAUCACUCAAAGCCGCUAUCCUCAAAAGACUAGAGCAUUAAGGUCAUUCACUCCGUACGUGAUAAACUAAUAAUACUAGGGUAGUUUUUAAUGCCUUUUUCCUCUGAUUAUCUGCUUUAUUCUGUCUUUAUUAUCAAGUGCUUUCCUCUAAUCAAGUGCUUUAUUAAAACGAACCCU
Molecule: messenger RNA, 1578 nt
Organism: Hibiscus syriacus
Lineage: Eukaryota; Viridiplantae; Streptophyta; Magnoliopsida; Malvales; Malvaceae
Product: transcription factor MYC4-like
Exons: 1
Coding region: 120-1442 (440 amino acids)
Biological process (GO): regulation of DNA-templated transcription
Cellular component (GO): nucleus
Molecular function (GO): protein dimerization activity; DNA-binding transcription factor activity; transcription cis-regulatory region binding
Source: RefSeq, a predicted model, not a curated record